Molecule: messenger RNA, 1836 nt
Organism: Camellia sinensis
Lineage: Eukaryota; Viridiplantae; Streptophyta; Magnoliopsida; Ericales; Theaceae
Biological process (GO): RNA processing
Molecular function (GO): RNA binding; nucleotidyltransferase activity
Source: RefSeq, a predicted model, not a curated record
UCAUCUUCUCUUUCUUGGAGUUCCAUUAUUCGUGUUCACACAGACACUUCUCAGAAGAAGUAUAGUAGUACAAGACAAAAGAAAACCCUAAAACUUUUUUCCAGAAUUGGUAUAAUAUGAAAUGGUGGUGAUGUAACCUUUUGGAUACAUGGCGAUCGCUGUUCAGGCUUUUGCUUGUAGAAGCCAACUCACAUUCAGUCGGCAUCUCGUUUAUUGCUUUCGAAAGGUUCGGCAUAGUAGCUCUGUUGCAGGGGUCGAGUCAGUAGUUGAAUCAGAGGGUGUUACCAACGAAGAAAGCCAACUUCCAAAGCAUUCGCAUGGAAAGAGUAAUGGUGAUUGCAAUGCGCCUGAAUGGAAGAAAUUGAGUUCGAAAGAUCUCGGAAUCAGGACGUCCAUGAUUGGGAAGCCAACAAGAUUGGUUUUAAAUGGGCUGAGGAAAAAAGGAUAUCAAGUCUACCUUGUUGGAGGAUGUGUCCGGGAUCUUAUCCUAAAGCGAAUUCCUAAAGAUUUUGACAUUAUAACGUCAGCUGAACUUAAGGAGGUACUAAGAACAUUUCCACAAUGUGAAGUAGUUGGAAAGCGGUUUCCCAUAUGCCAUGUGCAUGUAGAUGAUACAAUUGUUGAGGUUUCAAGUUUUAGCACCGCCGGAAGGAAGUUUGAAAAGAAUUCGAAUUAUGGCCUCAAAAAGCCUCGUGGUUGCAAUGAGGGUGAUUUUAUUCGGUGGAGAAAUUGUUUACACAGGGACUUUACGAUUAAUGGAUUGAUGUUUGAUCCAUUUGCCAAAGUUGUGUAUGACUAUAUGGGUGGAAUAGAAGAUAUUAAGAAAGCUAAAGUGCGAAGUGUUAUUCCUGCAAGUACUUCUUUUGUGGAGGAUUGUGCUCGAAUUUUACGUGGGCUGAGAAUCGCUGCUCGUUUAGGGUUUCGUUUUACCAGAGAAACAGCUCAUUAUGUAAGAGAAUUAUCUUCUUCAGUGCUGAGACUGGACAAGGGAAGGAUUCUCAUGGAAAUGAAUUAUAUGCUGGCAUAUGGAUCUGCAGAACCCUCUUUGAGGUUGUUGUGGAAAUUUGGACUUCUGGAGAUACUUCUACCCGUACAAGCAGCAUAUUUUGUUUCCCAAGGUUUUCGGAGGCGUGACACAAGAUCUAACAUGCUUCUGUCAAUGUUUUCUAGCCUGGACAAACUUUUGGCACCUGACCGGCCAUGCCAUUGCAGCUUAUGGAUUGGUGUCUUAGCAUUUCAUAAAGCUCUAGUAGACCAUCCGCAGGAUCCUUUGGUGGUUGCUGCAUUUAGCAUUGCUGUACAUAGUGGUGGGUCUAUAUUAGAAGCAAUAAAGAUUGCAAGAAGGAUCUCCCAGCCACAUGACAUGACCUAUGAUGAAUUAUUAGAACCUGGAAGUAUAGACUCAGAUGAUGCCUUGAUCAAUGAGGUCAUGGAUCUUGCAAUAUCAGUGAAAACUGCAUUGUGCAAGAUGACAGACGAGCAUUUUGUUUCCCGCGCAAUGAUCGAAUAUCCACAGGCACCACACUCAGAUUUGGUUUUUAUAUCAUUGGCAUUGUCAUUAAAGGUAAGCACGAUAUUUGAGUGUGUUAGAAGAGGCAAAGAAAAAGGAUUUGUACCAAAAAGAGGGAGUAAGAUUGAUUACGAGUCUUUAGCAUUGGGAAGACUUCAUGAAGUCCGACAUAUGUUCGCAAGGAUUGUAUUUGACACCGUUUACCCUCCUCAGAUGAAGGAGGGAAACUAUUCUGUAAACAGAAGUUCUAUGUAGAUUAUAUUACGAGGAAAGGGGAAGAGCUAAUUUCAAUUUUUGUUUGUGUCACGUGAUCAAUUAUUAUUUCA